AAUGUCUUUGAAUGCAUAGUUUCCAAAAUAAGUGCCAUUUCUUCCUGGACAUGUAUUUUCAGACCCUUACAAAGAAAAUCAUCAUAAAACCUAAUAAUUUUCAAAUAUCAAUGGAACUGUGCAAGAAAAAACAAAUUUCAUUCAUGAAGAAUUUGAUCCAAAUUUAUUAGACUCAAUGAAAAUGGGAACACCUCCAAAUCUCACUUAUGGUAGUAGAUAACCACCUGAAAAUGAUUAUAUUCCAAGAAUUUAACCACCAUGGUUGAAAUAUGAUCGAGCUGUUUUACGAUUUUAUUCAUAUUUCUAAGAAUCAGUAGUUGAAAAUCCCAAUGAAAACUAUAGAAUUAGAUAAGUUAUCAUCUAUUAUUACCUUUCUGAUGGAACAAUCCAUGUUACUGAAGUAAAAAUUUAAAUAACUGUAGCCUCGAGUAUAAAAUUCAGGCAUUCCUUAAGGACUCUUUAUUAAAAGAUAGAAAAUACCAAAGAAGUUAGGAAAAUAAGAUUUUUAUACUUGGGAGGAUCUUUAAUUAUGCUCGAACAUCAAUUUCUAUGAUAGAGUAUAAUUUCAAAAUUUAAUUAGGUUUAUCGAAUUUGUGAUUGUGAUACAUAUACAAGAGAGUUUUAUGAAUAUAUGGGCAAACCAUUAUCUUUACCUGAAUAAUUGCCAAAAGAUAAUUUUAAAGCUUAAAAAGAAACUAAAGACUUAAAAAUCAAUCCUCCAGAUACUAAAGAAUAUAAGGAAUAUUUCGAAGUUAAAUUAGGAGGAGGACAUCCAAAUGGAGGAUUAAAUAAAUAUCUCAGUAAUGAUAGAAAAGUUUUAUCUUUUGAUAUUAUUUGGGAUGAUGCUUCAAUUGAAGGCUAAUUAAAUUAUUACACACUCAAUUAUUAUUUAGCAGAUGAAACUUGUGAAGUUAAAGAAGUUAGAAAAUAAAAUUCAGGAAAAGAUCCAUAUCCACUUAUGUUGAGAAGAUAAAAGAUACCAAAAUAACCAAUUUUAACUCAUUAUCCAGGGAUGACAUUAAAAAAAGAAGAAUUUUAUGGUCCCUUAGAUCUUAUUUGUGGAAAUUAAGUUAGAAUUUAUGGAAGAGAUUGUUUUAUUUAUGGAUGUGAUGAUUUCACUAAAGAAUAUUAUUUAACUGUUUUAGGAAUCUAAUAAAAGUAAUAUUUAAAAUUAUUAUAUAUAUAGACCAGCCACAUUGAAGUAAGAGAGAGGAAAGAAGUUUUAUCAGCCAGUUCCUCCUUAUAAUGGAUAUGGAUAUGAAGAGGAUUCAUUAGGUUCAGUUUAUUCCUUAUAACCAAAACCUCCAAAGAAGGAUGUUAGAAAGAAUUUUACUUAAGAUUAAUUCAUUUUAAGAUUUGAAUCAAGAUUAAUUAGUGAAAUAAGAGAAGAGAAUUCCAGAAGAUUUAUUAUAUCUUUUUAUUGUGGAGAUGAUACUGUUUAAGUGUAUUAAACUUCAGAAAGAAAUAGUGGAAUUUGGGUAAUUUAAUUAUAUAAUUUAAGGGAGGUAAAUUCUAAGAAAGAUCUAGAUAGAAAAAUCCAUUAACUAAUGAUUAUUAUACUGAGAAGGUAUUAUUUUAUUGAGAUUAAUUAAGGAUUUCUAAUUGGGAGCUAUUGUGUAAUUUAAUGUUUAUAAAUUUUAAUUGAUGAGAGCUGAUGAAUUUACAAUUAAUUAUAUGAAAUAGAAAUCUGAUGUCUUUAAAGAAGCAGAUAUUAAACAAAUAAUUGCAAAGUUAAGGAUGUUUGCAGAUAAUUAUCCUAAUUUUGAUACUUUCUUAAUGGAUUUAAUGAAGUAAUUGAUAUAUUAAUUAAUUAUUUUCUUAGAAAAUUAGAUAAAUAAUUGAAAGGUUAGAUUGAAUUUGAAGAACUUGCUGCUGGAUUAUAAGAAUUAGGAUUCAAUUUAACAUUACAAGAGUAAUAUUAUUUGAUGAGGGAAUUCGAUAUUAGUGGUGAAUGGAAAAUGAAUAUGUAGGCAUUUUGGGAAGGAAUCGGAGGCAAAAGAUCUUGA
Messenger RNA from Paramecium pentaurelia, 2006 nucleotides. The record is from the annotation of a GenBank genome assembly. NCBI's taxonomy places the organism in Eukaryota, Ciliophora, Oligohymenophorea, Peniculida, Parameciidae.